ACACAUAGUUAACUCUUAACAUAAAUACAUGCAACUAAUACAAUUAGCUUAGAGUCAAUAUUAAUAGCCUCCUAACAAAAAUACAUGCCAAUGGUAUGAGAUCAAUGAAUUGGUGUGUCUGUGUGAAUUACAUUGUUUUAGUAUCUUAGCAAGGGUGAAAGAGCCGUCCCCUUUCAAGUUUUCAGCCAACAUAUGUAUAAGAUUUAUCUAAAUUAGGUGUUGUCUACACUCUACAAGAACAAAUAUAGUAUGUGAAUAAUAUUGAGUUUUAUUUUUUGAUGGGUCCAAAAGGGAAGAACGCUUCACUUUUGAGUGAUUAUGAAGUAUGAGCAUAUAAUAUAUUAGAUAUAUGAUUAAUUGAUUUGAUUGAUUAGAAGUGUCUGAAACCAUACUAAAUCAAACAAGCUAAAAAUUUAGUCAAGCCAAACCAAUUAUUCAAAUUAAUCAAAUUAAAUUAUCUUAAUACUACUAAUUAAAAUGGUUACCAUGGUAACCACUAUCAAUACCCUACUUGAUGUGAUUAGUCAUUUAUAUCUUAUACAUCCUAUUUUUGUUUCCAUUUCUAUAGUCAAUUUCACGGCUUAGGAUAGGGUCAGUAACCAAUGGUUACUAACCUAUGAGUAAUUAAAUCUGGACCCUUAGAUUUAAGUGGGUCCAGAAAAUCCAGAUCUAAGGGUUGUCAAUUAAAGACAUUUUAUUUUCCAUAGUUUUCUUAAUUGGCUCUUAUCUUCUUCGUUCUAACUCGGAUUUCAAUUUUUUUUUUUUGCACAGAUGGAACGAGUUCGUGGUGCUCUACAAAAUGAGAUCAAUUUUCAAUAUAUUUCGAGAAACUUUUUUUUACCAACUACAUACCAUAUGGUAACUUCUUCGUUUUAAGUCAUUUUUUAAACGUUUGCUCAGAAGGAACGAGUUCAUCAUGAUCUAUUAGAUCUAUAAAUUUCUGGGUGAAAAAAAUACUGGAUAAAAAAUUACCAUAUUUUACCAAUAUGGUAUGUGAUUGGUAACUUGUGGUAAUUUGUAGUAAAUAAUGAUGAAAGUCGUAAAUGAUAGUUAAUAUACUCCUAUUAUCAUGUAUUCAACCUUCUUACCAUAUUGGUAUGUUCAUACCAUCAUGGUACGCUUUCUUACCAUAUGGUAUUAAAUUGGAGCAUACCAUAUGGUAAUGACUGGUAAAAAGUUAUUCAAUUUUUUUGUACUAAAAAUAUAUCAAAGUUGAUAUCAUUUUGAAGAGCAUAUUUAAUCUGAUUUAUCUAUGCAAAAAAAAUUUAAAUUUCAACUUAAAAUGAGAGAGAAAUCAUCCGUUAAAGAUUAAAGGGGAAAAAGAUAAAAAAACUUUCAAGGAGAGAGAGGCUACUGAUGUCAUGCUGAUAUGGACAGAUUACUCAUGGUUACUAACCAUAGAGUUACUGACCUGAACCGCUCCACAAUUUCACAAGGAGAUUUGUACAUAAUUCUAUGUGAAUUAGGAAUGUUAGGAGCUGGAAGGCGAACAUCACGUAUAAAAUAAAUAGAGCAUGCAUGCACGCACUAGGGUCUUUUGGUGAUGCAAAAGCAAACCCAACCACCGCCGCCUCCCACGAUGACGACGACGAUCAACAAAUUAGGAGACGAUCUCGUCGUCGAAAUUCUCAUCCGCAGCUUCCCAAACCCUAAACCCGCCUGCCGCUGCAAGCUCGUCUGCAAGCGGUGGCGCUCUUUGAUCUCCGAUCCCAUCCUCUUCAGCCGCCGCUUCGCCUCCUACCACAAGAGCAUCAACGAGAAAGUAGAACCCCCAUUGCUCGUCACGUCAUCGUCGUCAAUAUUCCGCCACCAAUCCCUCAACUUCCUCCCCGUACCCGACAAAGUUGGGCCGUAUUUCACAAUCUUCGAUUCCUUCCAAGACUUGCUCUUGUGCGGGUUUUCGGUGUGCAGGUUUCGCGAAAGUGAAGAAUUUGAGAGAUUUUACUUCGUCUGCAAUCCGUUUACGAAGCAAUGGGUCGCGCUUCCUUUGGCGCCCGAGAGUUCAAGCGGGAUUCUGAUUACCGCUGCAAGGUUAGUAUGUGAACCCGUUCAUUCUACUAGUCUUGAUUUAGGAGAAGGUGGAGCGGCGUUUGAUUAUUCUUCCUAUCGUUUCCGGGUAGUGUUGAGGUGUGAACCGAGUGGGGAUGAAAGACUAUACGUGUUUUGUUUCGAGUCGGGUGAAUGGACCGAGGAGACUCUUGUUCUCGAGAACAAUAUGUUGAAAAGUAUGGUUUCCUGCGGUGGGAAGUUAUUUUUCCACCUUAAUGAUGGCGCAUUCAGAUCUCGUGGUGAUGGCGCUCUUGCAUUCAGAUCUCUAGUGCUCGAUGAGUUUGAUCCUUUCCGUCUUGAUCAUGCACAUCCUCGUCGUGUUCAUACCUCCAUCGCCUUACCGGUAGGGGCCAGGUAUCGGAUUUCGGUUUUACAAGGUGCUCUGCAUAUGGUUCUAUUGGAGUCGAAAAUUUCCCACUAUUCGAGGAAUGCUUUGACUGUUUGGAGACUGGAAGAAGACGACGACGACGGCGAUGUAUGUUCUUGGCGGAAACUGCACGAGGUUUUGUUGAAGGAGACGAUGUUGGUGCACGGGUGCAACUACGAGCUUGACCGAUUGUUUUGGGUUUAUUUGCACCCACGGAGGCCCGAAAUCGUCUUCUUGAAUUAUCUUGAUUAUCGUAUUGAAAAGAAAUUUGUCUUGUCAAUGGAUUUGACGGGGACGAAAGAGGUGGAGUUCUUCGAUACAGAUGGUCGUUUUACUUGGAACGUGUUCCAGCCUAAGAUCUCUUGCUGGCCUACUCCGAUUCCCAAGUAUGAGGAAUUGCGAGGUACAUAUGGCGAAAUCUACGAUUAUUUGCUUAAGAUCAAGAAUAGUACUAACAUAUCUCAAUGAGGUAACAGGUAAUCACUUCAGCUUGUUAGGGUUUUUACUCAGCUUUUUUUUUUUCUACGUCUCUCAAACAUCCUAUGAAUAUGUAGAGAGACGUACUAGCUUCGUUUGCUAAGCAAGAUGAUGCAAGUUUCCCCUCUAUAGAGAUUCUACUUUUCUUUGGUCUUUCUCUCUUUGCAUGGCCGUUUUCAGAACUAGAUACUUCCUUUUGCAUGGCCACCAUGAUCAUUUACAAAUGUUCUCUACAACGACGAACAAUUGGUGGAUUGUUAAAAAAAAUAAUUGAAAGUUAUGUUUAUUAAUUUGUUAUCAACUCUUCAUGUUUUAUUAACUAAAUAACUAAACGAGACCCACCCAGUAAAUCACAAACCCCAAUCAUCUUAAUCGAUAAGAAAAUUAACAACAAUGAAAAGUGAAAUUGGUA
Messenger RNA from Linum trigynum, 3305 nucleotides. The record is from the annotation of a GenBank genome assembly. NCBI's taxonomy places the organism in Eukaryota, Viridiplantae, Streptophyta, Magnoliopsida, Malpighiales, Linaceae.